CAGAGGGCGGCGCCUGGCAAACUCGCGCGUUGAUUGGAAGAGAUCCGACCUGCCAGCGGGGAGGAGAAGAGGGGGAAAGUGCGCUGCCGGGACGGGGUGUCCGAGAUGGCGGCUGCGGAGCGGGAGGACGAGGCGGAAAGGCGAAGCAUCAGAGAGGCGGCCAGAGCGCGCCUGAGGGAGCACGACGUCGGCGGGAGGUUCUCCGGGCUGCCGCUGCCCAAGGCGUCCGUGCUGCUGCCGCUGGUGGUGCGGGGCGGCGCGCUGUGCCUGCUGCUCACCGUCCGGUCCAUGCAGCUGAGAAGAUCACCAGGCCAAGUGUGUUUUCCAGGAGGUAAAAGUGAAGCAGAAGAUAAAGAUGAAAUUGAUACUGCUCUCAGAGAAGCCAAAGAAGAAAUAGGACUCCAGCCAGAGGAGGUGGAAGUCAUCUGUAGGCUUGUGCCUGGGAUUGAUAAAAUGAAUCAUUUGGUAACGCCAGUUGUAGGAUUUAUAGAGGAUACAUUCCAGGCCACUCCAAAUCCAGAUGAAGUGAGCGAUGUUUUUGUGGUGCCACUGGAAUAUUUCAUCAAGCCCUUAAAUUACAUGACCUUGCCUUAUAAGACUUCAUCAGGUCACUUAAGUCAGAUGCAUUGCUUUACAUAUGAUGACCAUGCACAUAAAAUGUCAUUCAAGAUAUGGGGACUUACUGCACACUUUGCUGUAUUUCUUGCUCUUGUAAUUUUUGGAAGGAAACCUACCUUUGAAGUUGAUUAUGAUCUUGACAACUUAAUUUCAUCUGCUGUGCAGAACUUCAUGAAUUUGUAUGCAUCAGUACAUGAAAGGAAGAAAAGUAAUCUAUGAGAUACUGGACUGCCAAUUAAUGAAACUUAAUGAAAUUGGUGAAAAAGAAAAGUUUUGGUUUAUUUUCUUUGUACCUGUUAUUUGAUUUAAUUUCACAUUUGCAUUUUUCUGAACUGGGAACUUUAAUUGGGUUUUUAAAAGUUCUGGUAAGUUAACAAGCCCUAAUUAGAUUCAUGUAAUUACUGUGUCUGUAUUAGGGUUGUCAAAAGCAUGCAAUAUUUUUGAUGGACUCGCAGUUAAUAUACUGACUUGCAAGAUACAGGUUCAAUUUCUGCCUUUGUCUUGUGUGAUUUAAGAUCAUCUUUCUCCGAUUUGCCUUUCUUUUGUAAAAUGAGAUAAUACUGCUGUUUUUCUCUACCAUUUAUCUGUUUGAAUUGGAAUAUAAAAAUUUUGGAAGAUCUGUCUAUCUCUUACUCUGUGACGUACCACAUGUGGCAUAAUAGAUACAGUCUUGUUUAGUAUCUUUAAACACUGUUAUGAAAAACACAAUAAAAAUAUAGAAGGUGA
This is a messenger RNA of Dromaius novaehollandiae (emu), 1344 nucleotides long. It is a transcript of the gene NUDT7, whose product is annotated as nudix hydrolase 7. NCBI's taxonomy places the organism in Eukaryota, Metazoa, Chordata, Aves, Casuariiformes, Dromaiidae. The transcript is spliced from 4 exons. Bases 106 to 837 code for a protein of 243 amino acids. Gene Ontology annotation, molecular function: manganese ion binding; coenzyme A diphosphatase activity; magnesium ion binding. The record is from RefSeq and is a predicted model, not a curated record. Gene Ontology annotation, biological process: coenzyme A catabolic process; nucleoside diphosphate metabolic process.